Molecule: messenger RNA, 1681 nt
Organism: Drosophila simulans
Lineage: Eukaryota; Metazoa; Arthropoda; Insecta; Diptera; Drosophilidae
Gene: Meics
Product: zinc finger protein 501
Exons: 3
Coding region: 152-1561 (469 amino acids)
Biological process (GO): negative regulation of transcription by RNA polymerase II
Molecular function (GO): DNA-binding transcription repressor activity, RNA polymerase II-specific
Source: RefSeq, a predicted model, not a curated record
CCCCCAUUUGGGAAAUGUUGAACUCAAUUCUACCGGAGAUCUGUCGCGUGAAACGGGAUGAAAUGCCGCAGAAGAUCUGUCCUACCUGCCUGGUGGCCGCUCAAAAUGCCUUUCAUUUCCGGCACAAGUAUCCCGUUGCAGAAGAGGUACUAUGAACCCAUUAAUACCCUUCGAGGUAGUCGGUUGCGAGGAUCCAUUGGACACAAACGUAACCAAAUUGGACGCUAAUCGGCCUGAUGUAAAAACUGAUAUCGAUGAGCCAACCGAUGGAAAGGCAACUAAUGGUCAGGAGAGUGAACCAUUGCAAGAAGUUUUUGAAAUAACAAUGAGCGAUAUUAAAACGGAAGAUGAAAUAUCCAUUCAGGAGACAUUUGAAGACGCAUUUGAUGAAGAAAAUGAUAAUCACAAUACUGAUAGCGAAGAGGAGGAUUCAGACCAAUGGACAGUGGGCUCGACUGAAGACCAAGAUGAACCCUGGAUUCCCGGCGGCGGAGGGCGCAAAACGGUUGGCGGCAAUAAUCAAUCGUUGCUGUGCACAGAGUGUGGAGUGAGCUACUCGACGCAGAAGGCGUUGGCAAGGCACGUUGCCAAGCACAAGGAGCACGGUGAUACACAAAAGCCGCACCUCUGCGACUUCUGCGGACGAGGAUUUCGUACCAACGCCCAGCUAACGACCCAUAGGCGCCGUCAUACUGGAGAGCGUCCUUUUAAAUGCCCCCACUGUCCUAAAGCUUAUACGCAUGGUCCGACUCUGAAGUCGCAUAUGCACACUCACGACGAGGAAAAGGGUCACAAGUGUCCACAGUGCGACAAAACCUUUUACACGAGAGGCAAUCUUAGGGCCCAUAUACAGAGGCACACUGGCGAACGACCCUACAAGUGUCCCGACUGCCCACAAACCUUUGCCAAAAACUCUGGCCUUAAGUUGCACAGUCGUCUGCACAAGGAAGAGCGACCCUUUAAGUGUGAGCUCUGCGGCAAGGGAUUUGUCCAGAACCAGCAUUUGAUCACCCACUUGCGGGUCCACAACGGGGAUCGCCAGUUCAAGUGCCCCGACUGCGAGAAGUCAUUCUUCGAAAAAUCGAACAUGAUGAAACAUCAGCGCACCCAUUCGGGUAUAAAGCCCUUUAAAUGUGAGGAGUGCGGCCAAGCCUUCUCCCACAACCAUCACCUGAAGAGUCAUCUACGCAUCCAUACCGGCGAAAAGCCCUACAAGUGCGACCAGUGCGGCAAGGGUUUCAGUGCGAAUCAGUCACUGAUGAAGCAUACCCUUUGGCACGUGGACAAUAAUGAUCGGCCAUUUAAAUGUUCUCAGUGUCCCAAAGCCUAUGACACUCAGCAGAGCUUACGGGGUCACGAGAAGACGCACAAAACCCCGGAUGAGCCAAAAACGCUGCACCAAUGCCCGCACUGCGACGUCAGGUUUGCUUUAAAAAAGACCCUGGACAAGCAUAUCACAAGCCACAAGAUUCGACCGCACCCAUGCUCGCAAUGUCCAGAGGGAUUUUUCUCCCAGAAGAGCUUAAAAAAGCACUUGCGACUUCACAACCUGAAGAAAUAAUACAUGAUCAUCCUGUGGCCCCAUCAUAAGACCAUUAGUUAUAAUAAGUGUUAAGUAGAUGUAACUACACAAUUUGUGUAAGGAAAUCAUUAAAUUUGAACAAUCUGAUGUUACAAAAAA